Messenger RNA from Alternaria burnsii, 561 nucleotides. RefSeq lists its product as uncharacterized. The transcript is spliced from 2 exons. NCBI's taxonomy places the organism in Eukaryota, Fungi, Ascomycota, Dothideomycetes, Pleosporales, Pleosporaceae. Bases 1 to 561 code for a protein of 186 amino acids. The record is from RefSeq and is a predicted model, not a curated record.
AUGCGUUGCACAGCCUUCAUCGCCGUUGCUGCGUUCUCCAGCGCAGUCUUCGCUGCUGCCAACCCUCAAGAUGACGUUGCGUCCAUCCUCGAGGCUCUUCGUGCGAACAACCCGGAAGAUGCUGAUGCCGCUGCUGCGGCCAUGAAGGUCAAGCUUCGCCGUCAGGACGAUUUGGACUCUAUCCUCGCCGCCCUGGAGGCCAACAACCCCGACGAUGCUGCCGCUGCUAAGCAGGCCUCGUCUUCAUCUGCCACCAAGCGCCAGGACGACUUGGCUUCCAUUUUGGCCGCACUUGAGGCCAAUAACCCUGACGACGCCGCGGCUGCUAAGCAGGCUGCACCAUCCUCUACUGCCACCGCCACUCCUGUUUCUAAGCGUCAGGACGAUGUGGCUUCCAUCCUCGCAGCACUCGAGCAAAACAGCCCCGACGAUGCCGCGGCUGCGCGCCAGAACAUCCAGAAGCGUCAAGACGACGUUGCGUCUAUCCUUGCAGCACUCGCACAGAACAACCCGGAUGAUGCCCAGGCAGCUCAGAGCCUUGGAAAGCGAUGGAUUGCCUAG